AUGACUUCGAGGCUGUUUAACCCGGGGUUUCCCUAUGGGCUCUGGGAUGAAGUUAACACAAAAUUCAAAGAUUCUGCAGCUUCAAAUCCACCAUUAUCACCACAAAGCACGAAUGCCCCAUUGGAUCAAUCAACGCUCGAAGCAUUGUUGGCGCACAUACCUCAGGGCGAAGUCGAGAUAUCUACACUUGAUACGAAUGUCACUUGCGCAUGGUGUAACGUUCUCUACAGCGUUGACAUUUCUACAACUGGCGGCACAAAAACGAGGCUACUCGUCGAAUUCACUCGGUGUCGCAAUGCUUCUCUUGCCGAAGACUACAUGAAACAUUAUUUGGCCUUGUUUGAAAGGAGAUUGUCCGACGGAAUAUGGCCUGCUGGCAUUGGGACUCAUUCAUUGCGAACCGACACAAGUGUAUUCUGGAUACGCGAUACAAUAUUCGCAAAGGUGUUUGUAGAUGACUUUUCUACUGAUAUGCCCUCCGACCGCCUCAAACAUCUAAUCCAUAAUGUCGCCAGAAAAAUCGAUGAGCACCUUGAAAAAUACUCUGUCAGUGAGGAAAAUCAAACCAUACCUCAUGCAACCCUUCAGACAGCGAGAAAUAUGCUUGUCGAAGUAGGGCAGACCUUCAAAGUUCAUAUCAUGGAUGCCGGAGAUCUCCACAAGGUCAAGCCAUCUCUGAUAGAACACACGGACCUGGUCACACAGGUUGGCAGUGGCUCUGCUUCGGGAGAGUACACAUUCUUCGCCUUGAAAUAUGGAAAAACAGAAAUCACACUGCCUAUAGCUCAUGCAAAAACGUUGGCAAUGAAACUUUUGAAGUUGACAAUAGACAUCUGCAAAGGCCCAGAGAAGGUGGCCGAGGAUGAUUUGAACAAAGCACGACAGCGCGAAGAGAUUUCUGAAUCAGAGCAUGAGCUACUACACUCAGUUCUGUUUGACGAACAAAACCGGACAGAGCCAAUUCCAGGAGACUUGGUUGUCAAAAUUACAAACGUCCUCUGUGCGCAAGUGAUGAUCUGUCUCCUCAACAGACAGGGACUGGAGAUCCAAAUUCCGGAAGAUGCCAUUAUCGCAAUUGCAAGAAGAUUCGACCACCGAGUAAUGGCCUCUUUACUGGAAAAACGUGGGCUAACAGAACCGCUCACUAGAGAUGUGAUCGAAGCGGCAGCAGAGAAUUCAGAUGGGGACAAGAUAAUACAGGUCUUCCUUCGAGAGGGAUUGGACAUUCCGUUCACAGAAAAAGCGAUGAUUCAGAUUGCAGAACGAUGCAGUCGAGUUCUAAUGAUCGAUUUACUUCACAGAUACGGAUCAGAAAUCCGCAUUCCAGAAGAAGCCAUUAUCGCAAUUGCAAGAAGAUUCGACCACCAAGUAAUGGCCUCUUUACUGGAAAAAGGAGGACUACAAGAACCGAUUACCAAGAAGACAAUCGAAGCGGUGACAGAGAACUCAGAUGGUGGCAAGAUAAUAAGGGCCUUCUUUCGGGAAGGAUUGGACAUAUCAUUCACAGAAUAUGCGAUUGUUCAGAUUGCAGAACGAUUCGAUCGAGAUCUAAUGAUCGAUUUACUUCACAGAUACGGAUCAAAAAUCCAAAUUCCGGCCGAGGCCGUUGUCGCAAUUGCAGGAAGAUUCGACUACCAAGUGAUGGGCUCUUUACUGGAAAAAGGGAGACUGGAAGAGCUACCUACCGGAGAUGUGAUCAAAGCAGCGGUGGAGAAUCCAGACGGUGAAAAAGUGCUACAGACUAUAUUAACCCAAGAAGAAUUGCAAAUUUCAAUUCCCGAGACAGCAAUGGCCGACAUUGCAAGAAAAUUCGGCCAUCAGACGUUUGAGCUUGCUCUCAAGAAGCAAGGAUCCAAAGUGCGGAUUACCAGAGAAAUAAUGGACGCAGCAAGGCACAAUUACGACAAUACCAACGGAAUAAUGAAGCUUCUCCUUGCACAGUCAGGAGUGAGAGACCUGAUUGAAGGAGAAGAACUUGUUUCGUUCGCAAGAUAUUUCGAUGAAGAGUUGAUGGAUCUUUUGCUGACUUCGUUAGCACCAGAGGUUCAGGUUGACCCGGGGGUACCACAGAGAAUGGUCAAAGCAAUCGAGGUAAACAGUAAGAUUGAGGGUCUUGAUAAAAAGAAAGCCCUUGGAGAGAGGAUAAUGUCGACCUUCGUUGAAAGAACUACAGUAGUGGUGUGA
This is a messenger RNA of Fonsecaea pedrosoi CBS 271.37, 2184 nucleotides long. RefSeq lists its product as uncharacterized. The record is from RefSeq and is a predicted model, not a curated record. Lineage: Eukaryota; Fungi; Ascomycota; Eurotiomycetes; Chaetothyriales; Herpotrichiellaceae. The transcript is spliced from 2 exons. The coding region runs from base 1 to 2184 and encodes 727 amino acids.